AUCUUAUCAGUAAAUUUGACAUUAGGCAGCAAAACAAUUUUUUUACACUUUUUGCUGUAAUGUUUUUGUAUGUUUUUUACUGUAUUUAAUAGCUGCAAAGUGAUAUAGUAUUGUAAUAACAUUAUAACUGCCAUUUCAAGUUCAAUGAAACGAACUUAUGAACUCGAAAUACAAAAAACAACAUAAGGAUAAUGUGAGGUUAAGGAUAAAUUCGCAAAACUAGUUUGUUAAGUAAUUAAUAAAAAAUUAUGAAGGUCAUGAUAAAUGCGAGCCACAUUCCAAAUCAUAUGUUGUUCGGCGCUCAUUUGUCAUGCGUUGGCAGUGGAAGUUCAUAAAUGCAUGAAAACCGAUCUAUUUUCUUACAUAAAGGAAGACCAACCGUAUUGUAGAAGAUAUGAGAGCCCUGAGCUAAUUACAAAUAAUUGGAAACCUACUUUGUUACAAGAGAGGUACAAUAAGUUAAAAAUGGCCAGCAGUUCAGGAUCAAAUGGAUUUUAUCGGCCGCGGAGUGCGCUUGCACGAGCUUUAUAUGAGAAGCAGAGUAAUGAUAGACUUCUUCAGGAGUUUGACCAAAACGAGUGGUACCGCGUGAACCAGGAUCGGUUGAGUCCCGAACUGCACAAGAAGUUUGUUCAGCUCCAUCCUGAUGAAGAGACGAAAGUGUUUUUGUCGAACUCUAUCGACAAGUCGUCGUGGGUUUGGACCCAGAUUUGGUAUCUGCUGGCCAAGGCAGUUCUGAAGCACUUUUGGUCGAUCACCGACAUAAAUGGGUGGCUGGGGCGCGGCUCAAUGUUCGUGCUAUCAGAGGCGCAGGUGCGUCAACUCCUGCAGAACAGUCCGCGCAAGCCGAACGACACGCGGCUGGGCGCGCUGGUGGACGUGGGCGCGGGCGACGGCGAGGUGAGCCGCCGGUUCGCGAACCUCUACUCAAUCAACUACGCCACUGAGAUCUCCGCCAGCAUGCAGAAGACACUCGCCAAGAAGGGAUACACAUUAUUAGACACGGACGACUGGUGGCGUGAGCAGCAGUUCGACUGCGUGUGCAUGAUGAACCUGCUGGACCGCUGCAGCAAGCCGGUCACCAUGCUCAAGCAGGCGCACUCCGCGAUCGCUCCCGGCGGCGUGCUGGUCAUAGCGCUCGUGCUGCCGUACAAGCCUUAUGUGGAAGUAACAGCCGACCACAAGCCGGAGGAGCGGCUGCCGAUCUCGGGCAUGACGUUCGAGGAGCAAGUGACGUCGUUCGUGAAGUUCAUGCGGUCGCUCGGCUUCGAGUUGUCGUCGUGGGCGCGCGCGCCGUACCUCUGCGAGGGAGACUUCGCGCAGGCGUACUACUGGCUCGACGACUCCGUGUACGUGUUCGAGCCGGCCGCCGCCGCGCCGGACACGUGAAGUGUUCUCGAGAUUCAUUAGUAGGGGACGUGAUCAGUAUAGUGAGAUAUUGCAUUUUCAGUUAAGGUGUUAUAUAAGAUUUUUUUAUAUUAUCAAUAGACAAUUGAAAUUAUGUAUUUUUGGCGAAUAACAUUAGAAAUUUGUUACAUUUAUAUUCAAAAUUUUUGCGUAUAUUAUUACAGUUGUACUGAGAGUGCAAUAUAUCGCACAAUUAGCAUUUUCUCUGUUGCCAUUGCAGGCGUUGGUCGUAGGUUUUAAACUAUUCGAAAUAUUUUUAAUAAGCAAUAAAUACAUCGCAUUACUCCCUAUAAAUAACACAAAUUCAUUCAUUUUUAUAUUACCGUGCCGUUCAUGUAAGUACAUUUUUGUAAUUUUAUACGAUACAUUAAAAUAUUUAUCAUUUAAUCAAUAGCAACACUAGGUUAAAACUAUCGCAUAUUCCAAAAUUAUUUUCUACAAUUCAUGCGUCGUUUAAAUGUAUCUCUCAUAUGUUCAUUCUAAAAUCAGCUAACAAUGGUUAGUGUUACAUUCCUAGAUAUUUAGUGUAGUUCAUUCUUAUUCAAUUAUAGUGUGUAGGUAAAAAUAUACGUAGUAAAUUACACUAACGCUCGUCUACCUCGGUGAAGCAAACGAAAACGGACGUCUAUACUUCAUAUUUAAUGAUUCUGAAAUGCGUGCAAUAUUUAUAAAUUAUUAUACAGUCAGCUCUAAAUUAAUGUAUACGUUGUCCAAAAUGUUUCAUAGAUUUGAUCUUUAUUCGUGUAUAAUUUUGGCACUGAGUGUACGUUACUCUGAAAUUAGGAUCUGGACUACGUAUGUCACAGUAAAUCUGCUUUCAACGCUUAGAUCUCAUCUCGCACUUUGUGAAUAAAUAUGGUAUAUACCUUAAUGUAUGUUUCCCUAGUAUUGAAACAUGAUAAAUAUAUCGAAAUGAAUUAUUUUUCAGAUUUUAUUACGGCUUUUUAUAUUAUACUUUUCUCUCGAAGUUUCGAAGAUUGCAUCGUUUAUGUCUUCGAAACGUUGGGGAAAAAUUAUAACAUAGAAAACUGCGAUAAAAUCAGAAAAAAAAAUAUUUCGAUGUCUAACAUUCGCGUAAACGUAAGAAAUUAACUAAACAUCAUAAAGAUGUUGUUAAACAAAGCAUAGUGAAAAACGUACAGUAUAAAAUAAUUAUGUACUUACUUAUAACUAAAAGUAUGAGAUACUAAAAACAAAAAUAACGAAGCCACAAACGUUAUUUACGUUUGCAAGUAAAACUAAGGCUGUUGACACGAAUUUCAUAAAUUUGGAAAGAAAAACAUGAUAUUUAAUCAUAUUUAAAAAUAUAAUAUACAUUUUUAAUAUAUAAAUGUUUUUAUCGUAUUUAUCUAUUUAUGUGGUUACUCGUUUACCUAGCUAAGUAUUCAUUAUAGAUUACAUUGAAUAAAACGCACAUUUUAGACAUCGAAUGGAUGUUUUAUAUGUCGUGGUAGUGUAGAUGUAAAUGACACUUAUAUUCAUUAUUACAAGGUCGAUUUUCUACUUUUUCUACGUAAAUAACUUCACCCAUUUAUUGUUACAACUUGGAUAUUAUAUGUGUAAAAAAUGGCUAGUAUAAAAUAUAGUGUGCCAAAAUAGGUCACACUCAAUGGAAUUUGUAUUCGUCCAUAAAUGUGUAGAUUGUGACAUUCCAGUUUUUAUGUUCCUUUAAUUACCGUUUUAUAUCUAUUGUAAUGUGCAAAAUAUAUAAAGAAAAAUA
Molecule: messenger RNA, 3127 nt
Organism: Manduca sexta (tobacco hornworm)
Lineage: Eukaryota; Metazoa; Arthropoda; Insecta; Lepidoptera; Sphingidae
Product: methyltransferase-like protein 9
Exons: 5
Coding region: 265-1389 (374 amino acids)
Molecular function (GO): protein-L-histidine N-pros-methyltransferase activity
Source: RefSeq, a predicted model, not a curated record